GUCAGCGGGACAACGCGGCCAGUGGCUCCUCAAAGCGAAGCCGGGAGUUUUCGCCACCAUGAGUCGCAGUUAUAAUGAUGAGCUGCAGUUCUUGGAAAAGAUCAAUAAGAACUGCUGGAGAAUCAAGAAGGGCUUCGUGCCCAACAUGCAGGUUGAAGGAGUUUUCUAUGUGAAUGAUUCUCUGGAAAAAUUAAUGUUUGAAGAAUUAAGGAAUGCCUGUCGAGGUGGUGGUGUUGGUGGCUUCCUGCCAGCCAUGAAACAAAUUGGCAAUGUGGCCGCCCUGCCUGGGAUUGUUCAUCGAUCCAUCGGUCUUCCUGAUGUCCAUUCAGGUUAUGGGUUUGCUAUUGGAAAUAUGGCAGCCUUUGAUAUGAAUGACCCUGAAGCAGUGGUAUCCCCAGGUGGUGUCGGAUUUGACAUUAACUGUGGUGUCCGCUUGCUGAGAACCAAUUUAGAUGAAAGUGAUGUUCAGCCUGUGAAAGAGCAACUUGCCCAAGCUAUGUUUGACCACAUUCCUGUGGGAGUGGGGUCAAAAGGUGUCAUCCCGAUGAAUGCCAAAGACUUGGAGGAGGCCUUGGAGAUGGGUGUGGACUGGUCCCUGAGAGAAGGCUAUGCCUGGGCAGAGGACAAGGAGCACUGUGAGGAGUAUGGAAGGAUGCUGCAAGCUGAUCCCAAUAAAGUCUCAGCCAGGGCUAAAAAAAGAGGCCUUCCCCAGUUGGGGACUCUGGGAGCAGGCAACCACUAUGCAGAAAUCCAGGUUGUGGAUGAGAUUUUCAACGAGUAUGCUGCUAAGAAAAUGGGCAUUGACCAUAAGGGACAGGUGUGUGUGAUGAUCCACAGUGGAAGCAGAGGCUUGGGCCACCAAGUCGCCACAGAUGCACUUGUGGCUAUGGAAAAAGCCAUGAAGAGAGACAAGAUUAUAGUCAACGACCGUCAGUUGGCUUGUGCUCGAAUCGCUUCCCCAGAGGGUCAGGACUACCUGAAGGGAAUGGCAGCAGCUGGGAACUAUGCCUGGGUCAACCGCUCUUCCAUGACCUUCUUAACCCGUCAGGCUUUUGCCAAGGUCUUCAACACAACCCCUGAUGACUUGGACCUGCACGUGAUCUAUGAUGUUUCUCACAACAUUGCCAAAGUAGAACAGCAUGUGGUGGACGGGAAGGAGCGGACUCUGUUAGUACACAGGAAGGGGUCCACCCGAGCCUUCCCUCCUCACCAUCCCCUCAUUGCGGUUGAUUACCAACUUACCGGACAACCAGUGCUCAUUGGUGGCACCAUGGGAACCUGUAGCUAUGUUCUUACUGGUACUGAGCAGGGCAUGACUGAAACCUUUGGAACAACUUGUCAUGGAGCGGGCCGUGCCCUGUCCCGAGCAAAGUCAAGACGUAAUUUAGAUUUCCAGGAUGUCCUCGACAAAUUGGCAGACAUGGGAAUUGCGAUCCGUGUUGCCUCACCCAAGCUGGUAAUGGAAGAGGCCCCUGAGUCCUAUAAGAACGUGACGGAUGUGGUGAACACCUGCCAUGAUGCCGGAAUCAGCAAGAAGGCCAUUAAACUGAGGCCAAUUGCUGUAAUCAAAGGAUAGAACCCUGACCACGGCCACCGGACACCACUGACCCUCCCUGAAGUGGAAGUGGACAAAAAUACUCUUCAGACAUCAGACUCGAUUCCUGACAGGUUCCAUGGUGUGCAGCUCUAGCUGCCUAUUCCAAAAUGGCUAGUGGGUCAGCUUCCAAUUCUGGAAUCAAUGUUGUAAACUUUCCUUCUGGGAGGAGUCAUGUUGCCCCCACUUGGAAAGAAAUGUAUAUGCUUCCUCCCUGAUUAUCCCACAGAUUUUUAGAAAAAUCUGAUAGGGAGUGAGGCUAAGUCAAGAAACUGCCUUACUCAGUCACACAAGUCUUUCUUCAUCAGAAUGAAGUUCUUUACACCACCCUCUGUUUCCAGCCUGUGAGGUAUUGUGAAGAACAUUCUAUUAAAUAGGAAGAUUUUGGAAUGUCUUUUUCCCUUCUGUCACUUUGUCCACUUAUCCACUCUUAUACCAUCUUGUCCUGCACUGAGCAAAACCCUAAAUACUAUUCUUACUUGGAGCAGACAAAUGGGUCAAAGAAGGAUGUUGAACAGAUGGAUAAUGGGACAAGUUAUAGAGGGGGGAUGUGUGUGGAGGUGUAGGGAUGGGUACCCAAAAGAAAAUAUCUCUUCAUAGACUUGUUACCUUUGUCGUUCUAAAUAUAAGGCAGAGUUUUGACUUACCUGUAGAAAAUGGCAUCAGCUGGUGUCUGUCAUUAAUUAGGCCUGGUCAGAUAGACUUUUCUUGAAUAAUAACUUACAAGGCAGCAUCAGAGAACCCCCACAAAAUACUGAGUAUCUUUACAUUUGCGAUUGAAUUAUUAUAAAACAUCAAAUGGCCACAGCUGUGAUGCUAAUGGUUACUCUGUGUUGACAGGUUGACUAGUCUUGUGCCACCUAAUCAGAUGAGGUGCUAUGUACUGUGACACCCGAAGAUGUUUAAUUUAUAGGGUACUGAGGCCACAGUUGAGUCCAGACACUAAAAUGGAAAAAUCUAAUAAAGUUGUAGUAUGUUGUU
This is a messenger RNA of Budorcas taxicolor (takin), 2575 nucleotides long. It is a transcript of the gene RTCB, whose product is annotated as RNA 2',3'-cyclic phosphate and 5'-OH ligase. Gene Ontology annotation, biological process: tRNA splicing, via endonucleolytic cleavage and ligation. Lineage: Eukaryota; Metazoa; Chordata; Mammalia; Artiodactyla; Bovidae. The record is from RefSeq and is a predicted model, not a curated record. The transcript is spliced from 12 exons. Bases 59 to 1576 code for a protein of 505 amino acids. Gene Ontology annotation, cellular component: nucleus; tRNA-splicing ligase complex. Gene Ontology annotation, molecular function: RNA ligase (ATP) activity.